AUUAUUGCACAUAAUUCAGGAAACUACACACGAACUAUAAACAAGAAAAUUAUGCUAAAAAGCCCCGGAAAAUUUGCUAAAAAAUAUUCAAAUAAUAUUGACCGGAUACGAAGUAACAGAACAAUGAGACGACGAAAACUUUUCGCUGAUGGAGUGGUACGAUCCAAACCGAAAACAAAAUCUAGUGCGCCGGACAAAGACUAUGGCUUAGCAGAGCCUUUGGAUGACCUUUUUAGUCUCAGCCCAGAAGCUUUUGCUGAAAAAAAAACAGCAUUUUUAAAAAAUCUGGAUGAUGUCGACAUAGACGAGGUUGAACAGAUGACGAGAGGACAGAGUCAAUGCGAUGCAUGGAGAAACGAGGGUCGAAAAAGAUUAACAGCGUCUAAGUUUGGAGAAAUAUGUAAAAUGAGAGAGAACACUAGCUGUAAAAUCAAAGUCCAUAACAUUUUAUAUAAGUAUCCGACAAUGUGUAAAUCAAUGAGCUAUGGUAUUGAAAUGGAGCCUCAUGCUAGGAGACAGUUUGAAGAACUGAAAGGGUGGGACGUACGUACUUGUGGUUUGUUUAUUGACCGAGAAUUCCCUUAUUUGGCUGCAAGCCCUGAUGGAUUAAUAGAUGAUGAUGAAAUACUAGAAAUUAAGUGUCCAUUUGUAGCAAAAGAUACAAAGAGUGCCAUUGAAGCAGUGGAAAAUAAAUUGAAUAAAAUGGUCGAUAAACUAAAAUUGUGA
Messenger RNA from Metopolophium dirhodum (rose-grain aphid), 726 nucleotides. RefSeq lists its product as uncharacterized. The transcript is spliced from 4 exons. NCBI's taxonomy places the organism in Eukaryota, Metazoa, Arthropoda, Insecta, Hemiptera, Aphididae. The coding region runs from base 52 to 726 and encodes 224 amino acids. The record is from RefSeq and is a predicted model, not a curated record.